GAAGGGAGGAGAGCUAGAUAAUACGCAGCAGUGUAUUGUAGUGUUGCAAGUGUAGCAGACUAUUUGGGUUUCAGACCUUGUAUUAUUCUCGAAUUCCUCCUGAGGGAUAGAGAAUAUUUGGACACUGGGAACACGUCGGCGCACCUAGCCUACGGCAGCAAUGAAUUCACGCGGUUUCCGGUUCUUCGUCGCUAUCUCUGAGCUGAAGAAGACUGUAACAGUAUGUAUAACGUUAGUAGCUAACUAGAGCAGUCGACUGUUUCCAUACUUGGGUUUGCAGAAAAGUAAAGCAUGACAACGUCCUCCGUGGGGUAAAACUACGACUGGCUAUAUUAUGUUAUGAGCCAGGCCCUGACCAGCCCUGUCACUUUGAUCUGUGAGAGCGAGGAGAGAGCCCUCAGAUAAUGGCCCAUAGGAUAAGCAGUAGAAAAACAACUGAGGAGCAUCUGUUAGUGGAUCCAGUCCAUGUCAACCUUCAGGACUCCUCCCAAAAAGACAUCUGACUUCUGCUGAAAGAUCCCAGUGAGAGUGUCUCCAUCAUGAGGCUGGUGUGGAAGUCCUUGGACAAGAUGAGGUGUUUCCGUAAACGCUCCACCAUCCCCUUCCUGGGGGUCCUGAUCACCUGUCUACUCUUCCUCAAUCUGUACAUUGAGGAUGGGUAUGUGCUGGAGGAGGACAAAAGGCAACUGAGAGAAACGCCCAUGCAUCCUUCAAACUCUGAGAGAUAUGUUCACACCUUUAGAGAGCUCACAAAUUCCUCUGGAACCAUAAACGUCACAUACCGUUACCUCGCCGGAACCCCUUUGCCUCGAAAGAAAUAUCUAACCAUUGGACUGUCGUCCGUCAAAAGAAAAAGAGGGAAUUACCUCAUGGAGACGAUCAAAUCCAUUUUCGACCAGUCCAGUUAUGAGGAACUGAAAGAGAUUGUGGUGGUGGUUCACCUGGCAGACUUUGACCUGGCCUGGUGUGAAAAGCUGGUGCAGGACAUCUCCAGGAAGUUUGCCCACCACAUCAUCGCUGGACAUCUCCUGGUGAUCCAUGCCCCUGAGGAGUACUACCCAUCACUGGAUGGGCUGAAAAGGAACUACGACGACCCAGAGGACAGGGUACGCUUCCGCUCCAAGCAGAACGUGGACUACGCCUUCCUUCUCAACUUCUGCACCAACCUCUCAGAUUUUUACAUGAUGCUGGAGGACGAUGUGCUCUGCUCACGGAACUUCUUAACAUCCCUGAAGAAGGUGGUCACCUCCAGGGAAGGCUCCUACUGGGUGAUGCUGGAAUUCUCCAAGCUUGGCUACAUAGGGAAGCUCUACCACUCAAGAGACCUUCCGCGCCUGGCCCACUUCCUGCUCAUGUUCUACCAGGAGAUGCCUUGCGACUGGCUCCUUAUUCACUUCCGGGGCCUGUUGGCCCAGAAAGAUGUGAUCCGCUUCAAGCCCUCUCUGUUCCAGCACAUGGGCUACUACUCCUCAUAUAAGGGAGCAGAGAACAAGUUGAAGGAUGAUGACUUUGAAGAGGACUCUAUUGAUAUCCCUGACAACCCUCCUGCCAGCCUGUACACUAACAUUAAUGUAUUUGAAAACUAUGACGCCACCAAGGCUUAUAGCAGUGUGGACGAAUACUUUUGGGGGAAACCCCCCUCUACCGGAGACUUCUUUGUCAUAGUAUUUAACAAAUCAACUAAAAUAAGCAAAAUCAAAAUCUUGACAGGAACGGACGAUCGUCAGAAUGAUAUCCUGCACCAUGGAGCUCUGGAAGUAGGAGAGAAGCUGGUGGGAACAAAGAGAGGAAGGCAGUGUUCUUCCUACAUCACGUUAGGGGAGUUUAAAAAUGGCAACAUAGACGUUCAAGACGUGGACCACAAGAUUGCCUUUGCCAUUGAGUGUGUUCGUAUUGUGGUGACUGCCAGUCAGAAAGAAUGGCUGAUUAUUAGGAGUAUAAGCUUGUGGACUACACAACCCCCCAGUCAAUGAGAACAACACAAAAACUAUCAUCAUACCAUGUAGGCAACAGUUGGUUUACUAAUUCAUUUGAUAAUGUAUUCAGUUAUUUACGUAUUAAUGUAUUUAUUUAUUGUUGCAUGUGUUCAUUUAUUUAAUUAUUUUACCCAUUUAUUUAUUUAAUUUUAUAGUAUAUGUAUUUAUAUUUGUAUCUACAAAUCAAUCUAGAGUUUUUAUAUUUGAAAGUAUACUAUUGCUUUUUACAAUUAUGGAAAAAUGUUUAAUGAUUGUCUGACUAACCACUUUUAUGGACGUUGACCCGUUUUUAUGGAUGUGAGAUCAUGGGAAAUAUCUGUUGGCUAUUGUACUCAUGUUGUACAUCUUAUUGUUAUUCACGUUUCUCAGUGUCUUUCCACAUCAAAAGUAGCCUCUGGACUUGAACAGUUGAUUAAGAAAUUACACGCCUGCAGACAAGUAUAGACUUAGGAACAUAGCAUUACUCCAAAUGUUCUUUCUAUCAACAAAUAGCCCCAUUCACCCCUUUCCAAAGUUAUCGUCAUCCUUUACAUCUUACCCUACAAGCAUUAUGAUGGUCAUUAUGUCUGCGAAUAUCCAUUCCAUCCCUCCUAUUUAGGCUGGCGUGGUGUUAGAGAGUUGGAGGGAGCUCUGCAAAAGUAUUUCCCUGGCACUGUAUGUUCCAUCAGAGCCGCUGACAGGAGAACAAUGUUUGUUUUCACCCAUCUUCUCUAACAUCUCAGAUUGGAGCGCACAGUAAGGAAUGGGGUGGAACUGAUAGUUGACAUUUUUUUCUCACCACAGCACACUUUUACAGGAGUAACGGUCUGUGUUAGGAGCGCUCUCUGCUCGCUACACUAGCAAACAACAACACCCCUGGAGCUAGGGUCUCAAGUAAAUUCGUUCUCUUUUCCCAAUGAUGUGCUCUCAGGCACUAAAGGAUCUUCUCUUAGAAUGUUUUUGUAAUAUAGAAAUAAAUCAACUUUAUUUACUCUCUGUGGUAACCGUGGGCUAUGGUAUACUAAAAUCAAAUUGUGUUUGUCAAAUGCAUCGUAGACAACAGGUGUAGACUGCCAAUGAAAUACUUACUUACUGGUCCAUUUCCAACAAUGCAGAGUUAAAGACAAGAUUUUUUUUAAAUAAAAAUUGUGACACGAGGAAUAAAUACACAGUGAAUAACAAAUACGAAUAAAGAGUAAACAUAACAUGGCUUUAUAUAGGAAGUUGAAGAUAUCAUGGCUAUAUACAGGGAGUACCAGUACCGAGACGAUGUUCAGGGAUAAAAGGUCAUUGAGGUAGCUUCAGAAUGUACUGUACUGUACUGUACAUAUACAGUGCCUUCGGAAAGUGUUCAGACACCUUGACUUUUUCCACCUUUUUUUAGGUUACAGCCUUAUUCUAAAAUUGAAUUAAUUGUUUUUUUCCUCAAUCUAUACACACCAUAAUGACAAAGCAAAAAUAUGUUUGUAGAAAUUUUGGCAAAUUUAUAAAAAUAAAACUAUUUGAAAUACUACAUUUACAUAAGUACCCUUAACUCAGUACUUUAGAUGCUUUUUGGGAAACUCGA
Messenger RNA from Oncorhynchus masou masou (cherry salmon), 3522 nucleotides. RefSeq names its product alpha-1,3-mannosyl-glycoprotein 4-beta-N-acetylglucosaminyltransferase C-like. The record is from RefSeq and is a predicted model, not a curated record. Lineage: Eukaryota; Metazoa; Chordata; Actinopteri; Salmoniformes; Salmonidae. The coding region runs from base 540 to 1973 and encodes 477 amino acids. The transcript has 6 exons. Gene Ontology annotation, molecular function: acetylglucosaminyltransferase activity. Gene Ontology annotation, biological process: protein N-linked glycosylation.